This is a messenger RNA of Colletotrichum spaethianum, 711 nucleotides long. RefSeq lists its product as uncharacterized. Lineage: Eukaryota; Fungi; Ascomycota; Sordariomycetes; Glomerellales; Glomerellaceae. The transcript is spliced from 3 exons. The record is from RefSeq and is a predicted model, not a curated record. The coding region runs from base 1 to 711 and encodes 236 amino acids.
AUGCAGUCAAAGAUCUUCGCAGUCGCCGUUGCCGCCCUCUCACUGUCUUCAGUUCAAGGCGCAUCUGUGCCUAGACAGAUUACUAUCAGCGCUGGCACCAUCGUUCUUCCUUCACUCACCUUCGACCCGAAACAGUUCCUACCCCAGCAAAAUGCUUUCCAAACUCUUGACCUCCUCCGCGAUGACAUCGCCAAGACUGCUGCUCUUGUCAGCCUCCUUACGAACUCCACUACCACUAACGUGCUCACGACCGCUGCUCAAGCCAAUCAAGUACUUGGUCAGGUCGGUACCAACGUGGCGAACAUCGUGACGAAGGUUACUGGGCUUGCAGACAUCAUCCAGGGCGCCAUUCCUUCUGUUCCGUCUGCCACCCCUUCAGCCCCUGCGACCAACACACCGGACAUCGGCGGUGCGGCCGAAGACGUUGUUCGCCAGGCCCAGGUGCUCGCCCGGGCGAUUACCGCUCAGCUUGACAUCCUGAAGAAACAGGCCUCUACUCUCAAUGGCCUUCUUUUGAUCCCUACCCUUGCCACUGCUCAGGCUUCUCUCGCAACCGUCCUUCUUACUAUUGGCACCAUCAGCACCCUCGCCCUUAACACUGCUGCCAGUGCCACUGCCAACAUCCUGGCUAUCGUUGACCGCGUCCGUAACGCCCAGGUCAAGCUGAACCCUGUCCUCAUCAUCGGCCUCCAGCCCGAUAUCAUCUUUUAA